Molecule: messenger RNA, 4092 nt
Organism: Apis florea (little honeybee)
Lineage: Eukaryota; Metazoa; Arthropoda; Insecta; Hymenoptera; Apidae
Gene: rig
Product: gem nuclear organelle associated protein rigor mortis
Biological process (GO): spliceosomal snRNP assembly
Cellular component (GO): SMN complex; nucleus
Molecular function (GO): protein binding; mRNA 3'-UTR binding
Source: RefSeq, a predicted model, not a curated record
AUAAAAACCGGCUAACCUUAAUAAACUAUAAAUAUGUGUCAUUCCUUAAUAUAUCAUUUUAGAAUAUUUCUCAUCUGUAUUUCAGCUUAUAAUAAUGAAUGAAACAAUAUUACCACCUUCGCCAAACUGGUAUUUAAGUAAUAUUUUUACUUGUUCUUUCAAUGGCACUGUAGCAUGGGGUGCUAGAAAUAUGAUUGUUAUUGCUAAAAUUAGUGAAAAUAAUAAAACAUUACAAUAUUCUAUUAUUAAGAAUGCUCAUAAAUCUAAAGUGACAUGUCUUGCAUUUACUCCUCAAUUUGAAGAAGUAAAUGCUAAUUUAAUAGCUUCUACUGGAGAUGAUAAUGCAAUUAAAAUAUGGAAUUUAGAAACAUUAUCUGUAGCUUAUCUUUUAGACAUUGAUAAACAAAGUGUACCAGUAGGUGUAGAUUGGUCUUAUAAAAAUCCUUAUAUUAUAUAUGCAGCAACUUCUGAUGGUCAUGUAUUAUCGUGGAAUAUUUAUUUUGAUAUUGUUUCUUCAAUUUCACUAGGAAAAAUGAUAUGUACUUGUAUUUCUUCUUGUCCUCAUGAUCCACAUCUUGUAGCUAUUGGCUCAAAAUGUGGUUUAGUUUAUAUCUUUAAUUUUCAAGGUAAAGGAAAAAUAGAUUACAAACUUAGAGGACAUGAUACUGAAAUAGUUAGUUUAUCAUGGUGUCCCAUAGAGACUAAUAUUUUAAGUGGAAAUCCAAACAAAGAUUUACUAUUAGCUUCAGGAGGAAAAGACAGAUCAAUUUUCAUUUGGAAAGCUGGUGGAGAUGGUCGUUAUGAAACAACAAUUUCAUUACCUACAGGUCCUCUUGAUUCUCAUCAGCAUAGAACCAAAUUAAAUGCUUCUAUAGGUAAUUGGGUUGUAGUUCGUUGGAUAGAACCUAAGCUAUUACUUACAAGUUCAUUAUGGGGUGAAUUAAUUUCUUGGGAUUUAUCAACAAUGAUAAAAGGCAAACCUAAUGUCAAAGUAAUACAUGCAUAUCAUGUUAGGGGCUUAUUUUGUAUUGCACAUAUACCAAAUAUCCAAAACAAUUCAAUAGAAAAUUGGAGAGUAAAACAGAGACAUACAAUUUGGACUUUAGCACAAGAUCGAAGAAUUAUUUGUUGUGGAAUAAAAGAUAAUAAUGUUGAAGUGGAUUAUGAUAUUUUUACACAAUCUGGAUAUGUUUAUUGCAUUGCUGCUUGUCCAUUAGAUACUUCACAUGUUGCAUUUGGAGUUGGAGAUGCAAUGUUACGAUUAUGGAAUUUAUCAGAAGCACAUGAUACUUCCUUUAAUAUAACUUUUUUAUGGCAAAAAAUUAAAGGAAAAAUUCGCGCAAUAUCAUGGCAUCCUGAAAAAGAAAAUUUAUUAGCAUAUGCAACUGAAGAAGGCCGAGUUGGUGUAUUUAAUAUAAAUAAUAAUAAAUUACCCACAUUGUACAGACAGUACCAUAGAAAUACUAUAUAUACUCUUAGUUGGGGGCCAAAUCCAGAAAAUAAACAAUAUGUUUUAUAUUCUUGUGGAGAAGGAGAACUUGUGUAUUAUGAUCCAGAAAAACCAAAUCAAGAACCUAAAUCUGUACUGAAAAAAGAGUGUACAGAAUUUUCUUGGAAGCCAGAUUUUUCUUGUUUAGCAGUAGGAUUUGAAAAUGGAACAAUUUCAUUUUUUAAUAAAGAAUUUGAAAUAUGUGGAUGUGCUAAAUUUGCUUCAAAAAUGGUACAUUGUUUAGUUUGGCAUCCCGAAAGUACAGCAACAGAUUCAACAUUUUCUCCAUUAAAAAAUUAUUUGGCUGUUGCUUUUGAAUCAUGUACUAUACUUAUUUUCGAUUUAUCUAAUUUUAUAGAUCAUUUUACAAAAUUGAAAAAUUCUAUUAAUAAUGAUAAUUUAGAAAAAGAAAAGUGCGAUAUUUACAAAGUGAAUGAAAUUGUAGCUACUUUAAAUGGACAUAGUAAAAAUGUUGUUUGUUUAGCAUGGAGUCCAUACAUAAGUGGACAUUUAAUAUCUGGUAGUUAUGAUGGAACUGCACAGGUAUGGAAUAUUGAAACACAAGAAUUAAUAGCUACUUAUAUGGAACAUUGUGGUCCUGUAUUGUGUUGUAUGUGGAGUCCAUUAGAUCCUGAUUUUAUUAUAACUGGCUCUGCAGAUUUCACAGUACGGAUAUGGAAAGUUGCUUAUAAUUUACCACAAAAAAAAUUAUCUAAAAAAAUAUUAAAUAAAACUAAAGAAAAAGAAAAUAAAACAAAUAAAAAUAUUUCCAUUGAAAAUAAUUUAUUAGAAGUAACUAAGGCUACAUCAGAAUGUUCUAUUUCAGAUGUUUCCCAAACUGUUCAAAAGUCAGAAAUAAAAAUAAAAACAGAGACAAAAAAUAAAAAAUUUGAGCGAUCAUAUUUUUCAAAGUGCACUAAUACAACAAAUGAAAAAACAUUUUUACUUAACUCUCUUUUAAAUAUUGUAAGAAAAAUAAAAAAUAACAGUUUGGAUAUCGAAGAAAUUCAAAAAGAUACUUCAUAUAAUAUGAUACCAGUAUUAUUUUCUACACAAAAAAAUUUUAUGUCGCAUAUAAAUAAUGAAAGAUUUGUUCAUAUUGAAAAAAAUAAACACAAUUUAGUCACAGAAAUGGAUGUUUGGUGUAAUAAUCUUAAACAAAAUUUAGAUGAAGCUGCUAAAGAAAAACGUCUUAAUGAUUUUCUCGUUUCACUUUCAGCUAGUUUAUCUAUGAAAACAUGGAAAGAUAUGUGUGAAUUAUAUGCUUAUCAAUUAAUAACUGAAGGCAAUCCUUGUAAAGCAGUAUCUUAUUUACUUUGUAUACAUAAAACUUAUAAAGCCAUAGAAGUGUUUCAAGAUGCAAAUUUAUAUAAAGAAGCAUAUAUUCUUGCAAGAUGUAAACUUGAAUGUGAUGAUCCAGUACUGACAGAAAUUUUAAAAAAUUGGGCAAAAUAUAGUGUACAUACAGGAAAUUUUGAACAAGCAGCAUACAUUUAUGCUAAAUUAGGAGAAUUUUCUGAUAUAAUAAAAUAUCUUGGACGCCGUAAAGAUGCAAGUACUUUAAUAACAGCAGCUGAAAUUGCUCUCUUAUGCAAUGAUGAUGCCUUAAGUAAAUCUUUAAUUGACCAAGCAAUAAUUGCAACUUUCACAAAUUCAGAAUAUGACUUAACACGAAAUAUAAUAACAAAAUUUCCAUAUCUUAAGUACCAAGAAAUACAUUUGUUGAUUUUGGAAGAACUUGACAAAAUAAUUAAAAAAAAUGUAAGCUUUAAUAUGAUUCAAACGUGGAUAGACGGAAAAUCAGAUUAUGGUUUAUUGCAAGCUUUAAAAACAGUUUGUGGAGAUUGUAAUUCUUAUUAUACUGAUUUAUUUAAAAAUAGCUUUUGUACUACUUUAGAUAAUGAGAGAAUGUUAUGGUUAGUAGUUGGUCAUAACAUUGCAUUAGCAAUAGCCUCAGUUGAAAAAGAACAAAAAUUGAAACAUAUUGUUACUACAUUACAUACCAUUACUCAAUUUGAAAUAUUACAUAGAAAAAAUUUUGAAAAUCAACAUAAUUUACUAAUUGAAAUUAUAAUAAAAUUAGAUAUUAAAGGAUUAAUGGAUAAAACAAGUAUUUAUACAAAAACUGAUUAUUCCGUAUCAAUAAGUUUACGAGCUUAUUUAUGCUAUGCCCUUUUAAAUUGGUUUACAUGCAAUAUAGAUAAAGAAUCUAUUAGUAAUAAUAUAAAAUUCUAUAUCAAUUUGAUUGAAAACUUGUUAGAGGAUGCAAUAAAUAAACAAGCAGUAAAACAUUGGUCAGUAACAAAUGAAAUUAAUAAAUUGGAAACUCAAAUAGUUUCUGUAAAAUGUAAAACGCAAGAAGAAAGUAAAACUGAUCAAGAUAUAGAAUCUCUCAUGAUUGAAUUAAAUGAAUUAAAAAUACAAAAAAAACAAAUACUCAAUGAUUUGGUUCAUGUUCCAAAUCCUGUUAUGGUAUAUAGCAUAGCAAAUAACUUAUGCAGCAAGUUGCUGGAUGAAGAUAUCAAAAAUAAAUUUUCAGAAAAUAUCUCCAAAAUGUGGUUAAAUGCUAUUACAUAAAUAAAUAAAUAAUGUAUUUUUUUUUA